GGGGCAGUUGCUGGUUGCUUUAGGUAGAGAUGCAAACAAUCGGAUAUAUCCAAUAGCCUGGGGAUGUGUACAAGUAGAAAACAUAGAUAAUUGGGUGUGGUUUGUUGAAAAGCUGAAGUCUGACUUGGGACUGAUGGAUGGUGAUGGUUAUAUCAUUGUUUCUGAUCGCCAAAAGGGUCUAAUCCGAGCUGUGGAGCUAGAGCUGCCAAAGGCUGAACAUAGAAUGUGUGUCAGACACAUCUAUGGAAACUUGAAGAAAAACCAUGGCAAAGAUAAAGAGAUGAAGAUGUAUGUUUGGGAUUUGGCAUGGAGCUACAAUGAGAGUGCUUAUGAAGCAAACCUGACAAGACUUUACAACUAUAAUGUGGCUGUCUGGCGUGAUGUUGUCAAGUCAAAACCAAGAACUUGGUGUAGGGCGUUUUACAAGCAAGGAAACUUCUGUGAAGAUGUUGAGAAUAACUCAACUGAGUCAUUCAACAACUCAAUUGUGAAAGCUAGGGACAAACCGUUUGUGCCAAUGCUUGAGACCAUCAGGAGACUUGCAAUGGUCAGGAUUGCCACAAGAGCUGCUGAAUCUCAUGAGCACAAAGGGAGAUGCACACCAUAUGUUAGUAAGUUUCUUGCCAAAGAAUUUGAGAAAGCUUCAGAGAUGACUAUAAGAAGAAGCACUAAUGACAUGUAUGAAGCUACCAGAGGAUUAGAUACUCAUAGGAUAAGCUUGACUGAGAGGACAUGCACUUGUCAGAAAUGGCAAAUCUGUGGCAUUCCUUGUGAGCAUGUUUAUGGAGUCCUGCUAGACAAAAAGCUUGAAGUUGAGGACUAUGUGUGUCACUGGUUUAGGACACCUAUGUGGAAGAAGAAUUACACAGACGGCAUAUUUCCACAGAGAGGACCAGCUUAUUGGCCUUCAACAGAGCACCCUAAUGUGCAUGUACCACCACCACCACCGCAGCCUGGGAGAAAGAAAGGAAAGGAGAGUAAGAAGGAUAAGAAGAGGAAAAAGGGAAAGUAUGAAUCUCCUACCAAGAAGGCACCAAAACAGAUGAAAAGGGUAAUGCACUGUGGUGUUUGUGGUGCAGCUGGCCACAACUCAAGGUUUCACAGGAAGAAGUCUUCUGCACAGGUUAGCAACAUAAUAGUUAGUUAUAUGCACUGUCAUUUGCUCUGUUUUAUAGUUAGUUACUGA
Molecule: messenger RNA, 1186 nt
Organism: Arabidopsis lyrata subsp. lyrata
Lineage: Eukaryota; Viridiplantae; Streptophyta; Magnoliopsida; Brassicales; Brassicaceae
Exons: 2
Coding region: 134-1186 (350 amino acids)
Biological process (GO): regulation of DNA-templated transcription
Molecular function (GO): zinc ion binding
Source: RefSeq, a predicted model, not a curated record